Messenger RNA from Pisolithus orientalis, 771 nucleotides. RefSeq names its product galactose-binding domain-like protein. The transcript is spliced from 5 exons. The record is from RefSeq and is a predicted model, not a curated record. Gene Ontology annotation, cellular component: nucleus. Bases 28 to 648 code for a protein of 206 amino acids. NCBI's taxonomy places the organism in Eukaryota, Fungi, Basidiomycota, Agaricomycetes, Boletales, Pisolithaceae.
GCGUCGACCAAGAUAACAACGACGAGGAUGGACCAAGGCCCCAACUCAAUUAUCGAAGAACUGAGCGAUUCAGAUCACUCUAGCUUAUUCUCGUACAUCGAUAAAGACAAGGUGUAUGGUCUGAAUCUGGAUGUGCCAGAGCGUGCAAAGGACAUAAUAAAACCCUGGGCGGACCGCGAGGAUACAACGCUGUUUGCUGAUUCGGGCGUCGAUGACCAGAUGAUAAUUCACGUCCCGUUCUCAGAGAACGUUCGAAUUAGAUCCGUAGUUCUUAAGCUCGGCAGGGGUGAAUACACGCCGCGUCAUCUUAGAUUAUAUGCCAAUUACCCGAACAUAAUUGAUUUUGACGACGCGGAGAACACGAACCCUCACUUCAAUAUCAGUCUUCUAGAAGGAGAGACUGGCGCAGUAGAAUACCCCCUACGGGUGGCAGCCUUCAGGAGCGUGCAUUCUUUGAGCUUAUAUGUUGGAGACUCUGUUGGUGGGAAUCAGUCGCGGAUUUACUUCAUAGGAUUCAAGGGUGACUGCCACUCACCCCGGAAGGAAGGUACCAAGAAGAUUGAGGUACCCGCCCCCAAUGCUGCAGAUGCGUCCUUGGUAGAAAGACUGCUGCAGCGAGCCAGAGGGCAGCAAACGACAGCUCGAUGAUUCCAAGUACUUGCAGGUAGCUCGUGAGACAGGGGUUAUUCACCUAAUAGCACGUUUGAUUACGUCAGCAACCUGUAGUUGUGUCGCGCGUGGAGUUGAGAAUGCGAGAGCAACGUGUGCCCC